AAAGCGACCAUCGACUUGGCAUGUGAAGGGGUCAUAGUAAAUGAGACUUGGGUCAGGAAACACCGUUUCCCUACCUAUGCACUCAACAAACCCAUUCGCGUCCGGAACGUCAAUGACACCAUUAAUAAAGCAGGUCUUAUCCGGUCCGCCUUGGAUGUAAACCUCACCAUUUGGGACAUCCAUGGGCGAACGCACACCGAGCGUGUCCAGAUAUUGAUUUCCAAUCUAGGAAAAGACAAUCUUAUCCUAGGAACAGAUUGGCUGAAAUACCAUGAUCCCUCCAUCAAGUGGAGG
Molecule: messenger RNA, 294 nt
Organism: Heterobasidion irregulare TC 32-1
Lineage: Eukaryota; Fungi; Basidiomycota; Agaricomycetes; Russulales; Bondarzewiaceae
Exons: 1
Source: RefSeq, a predicted model, not a curated record